ACUCCCUCGCGCUCUCUCUAUCUCUCUCUCGCUCGUUUCAAGUUUCAACUCAGUAUUAUAAUAACGAAGCACUCUACGCUCCCUUAUCUCUCUCUAAACGAUCUGAAAACUGUUCCUUUGGUUUUUGUGUUUUUGGGCGGGGGAGAUGGGUGGAUCAGGGAAAUGGGUGAAGUCGCUCAUCGGCCUCAAAAAGUCGGAGAAGGAUGAUCAGGAGAAGGUGAGUGGUGGUGGUGGUGGAAGAAGCGGGAAGUGGAAGCUGUGGAGGAGCUCCUCCGGAUCGAGAAGCGGAGGCCAGCGAUCGGCUUCGGAGGCCUCCGACACUUCAUCGGUUGCCGCCGAUGCCUUCAAUUCGGCGGUGGCGGCGGUGGUGAGAGCGCCUCCGAAGGACUUCAGGGUCGUGAAGCAGGAAUGGGCCGCUAUCCGCAUUCAAACUGCUUUCCGUGGCUUUUUGGCAAGAAGAGCAUUGAGGGCAUUGAAGGGGAUCGUAAGGCUCCAGGCGUUGGUUCGGGGGCGGCAGGUGAGGAAGCAGGCGGCGCUGACGCUCAAGUGCAUGCAGGCGCUGGUGCGAGUGCAGGCGCGUGUCCGGGCCCACCGUGCGCAGCUCUCCGCCGAGGGCCAGGAUGCCGACGACAUGCUUGAGAAUAGCCGCAGCGACUCGGAUCCCGUGAAACAAGCUGAGGAAGGAUGGUGUAACAGUCAAGGCACCGUCGAGGAAGUUAGAACAAAGCUGCAGAUGAGGCAAGAGGGCGCCAUUAAGCGCGAAAGGGCGAAGGCUUACGCUCUUUCUCAACAGCAAUCAAGAUCAUCUCGGAAUGGAAGAUCUAACACUUCAGUGAAUUCUCUGAAACAUCAUGAGACCGAUAAAAACAAUAGAAAUUAUAGCUGGUUGGACCGUUGGAUGGCAACAAAACCAUGGGAGAACAGGCUGUUGGAACAAAGCCAGAUCGAAUCACCUGAUACACAUUAUUCAAAAUGCUUUGAAGAAAUCCAAGAACCAGGGUCUCAAGUUUCUAAUUUCAGCUUGGUAAAGGUUAAAAGAAGCAAUAUCAGUACAAGGGUUUCAGCAAAACCUCCUCCUUUACUUCGUAACAACCGGUACGGAGCUCAAUCUGCUUCCUCUUCUGAUUUUCAGUAUGAAGAGAGCUCUCCUUCAUCUCCUUCUAUUUGUACUUCAACUCCGAUUUCUGGUAACAAUCUCUUAGCAUCAGAAAGAACAGAAGAAGCUGGUCAUAAUAGGCCCAGCUAUAUGAGCUUGACAAAAUCGGUCAAGGCGAGACAAGGAGUAUGUGCUGGUAAGGGAAAUACAAUUCAAAGACAUGAAUCUAGGGAUUUGCAGUACCACAAAAAGUUGCCAUUCUCUUCUACGAUUGAUUCGAAGAGCAUUUCAGAAUCGGAUCCUUCGGUUUCCCUGAAGAAACUUAAUCUAGCUUCUUUGAAGGGUAGGAGCUUGACGAGAAGCUUAGAUAAGGAGAACUCAUAUUCUGACGGUAGAUCGGCUUCUUUGUAUUAGCAAGUUGCAUGUAGGAUUUUGAUGCCUCGAAACUUAGAGAUAUGUGAGUUCUUUGUGCAUGGUCUUUAGUUCCAACAUCUUGUUGUUAUUUGUGAAAAUCGAAUGUGUGGUGGUUCACUUAA
Ananas comosus (pineapple) is the source of this 1632-nucleotide messenger RNA. Its product is annotated as protein IQ-DOMAIN 1-like. The record is from RefSeq and is a predicted model, not a curated record. Gene Ontology annotation, molecular function: protein binding. The coding region runs from base 146 to 1510 and encodes 454 amino acids. Lineage: Eukaryota; Viridiplantae; Streptophyta; Magnoliopsida; Poales; Bromeliaceae. The transcript has 5 exons.